AUGGCUCGUUGUCAAGGGUCAACAUUAUGUUUCACGUUCUUCCACAUCGAAGAGCCGUCACCGUUAGAGACCCUUGGUAUCCUCUCUUUCGACGCCGUUAAAACAAUGUGUCGCCUCGUCUCCCUCUACAAAUCAUUAACCGACGUCGAAAUCCACAAACUCCGUCGCCACGUCAUCAAAUCCAGAGGCGUUGCCAACCUUAAUUCCCCCGACGAAUGUUUCCUCCUAAACCUCGCUUGCGCCGAACGCCUCGAGGAUCUCAACUUAGCCGCCGCAGCCGUCUCGCGUCUCGGCUCGCGUUGCUCGAGCAAGAGCCUCAUCCAUUUCGACGCUGUGUAUGCUGAUAUGAAAAACGGUGGCGUGGAUUUGAAGAAACUUGAAUUCGGCACGAAGAAUGUCGAGAAGGUGAUUGAGAAAAUGGAGAAACUCGUUUCUGCAACGAGGAAUCUUCUGAAUUCUAUGGAGUCUUUGUCUGAAAUGGAAGUUUCGGAGAAGAAGAUGCAGAGAUGGAGAACAAUGAGAGUUAAUAAUGGGCUUAAGGUGAAAGUUGAAUGUUUCAAUGAUAGGAUCAUUUUUCAUAAGAGACAAGUGCAAUAUUAUAAACAAAUUUCGCUUUGGAAUUUAACGUUUGAUAAAGUUGCUGGAAUGGAACAUAGUGAAUUGUAUAAGAUAAACAUUAGUAUAUUUGAUAAAGAAGAGGAAUCAUUGAAGAAAAAAAACAAAAAUGAUGGUUAUGUUUUGAAGUGUAACAAAGUGGGUGUGAUUCAUUUUCAUAGUCAUUCACAUUCUCUGGUGCCGGCUGUGGAUACUUUCGGUAAUGGUAAGGUGGCGGCGACGAAUAAUAUUGUUUUCAGGUUAGCGCCGGGGACGACUGUGGGUGGAGUAGGGCUUUCACAAAGGUAUGCAAAUGUGAUUCUUUUCACGGAGAGGAUUGUGCAUGCUGCGGCAGCGAUUGGAGAAGACGCGCGGAAGUUGUUGUAUGAGAUGUUGCCGGAGGGAUUGCAGAUAAAGUUGAGAGGGAAAUUGAGGGAGAAGUGGUUGAAAUGGGAGGAGGGGGUGGAUAGUUUGGUGGGAGAAGAGGAGGAGGGGAAGUCGAAGGCGAUGGAACGGUGGCGCGAUGCCGCGGAGGAGGUGAUGGAAUGGUUGGCACCGUUGGCGCAUGAUACAUUGAAGUGGCAGGCGGAGAGGAAUUUAGAGAAGCUAAAAUUUGAGACUAAACCAACUGUUUUGUUGUUGCAAACUUUGCAUUAUUCGAAUUUGGAGAAAGUGGAUGAAGCUAUUGUGGAUGUUUUGGUGGGGAUGAGUUGUAUAUAUUGGUGCCAAAAACAAUGGUAG
This is a messenger RNA of Vicia villosa (hairy vetch), 1335 nucleotides long. RefSeq names its product protein PSK SIMULATOR 1-like. Gene Ontology annotation, biological process: positive regulation of growth. The record is from RefSeq and is a predicted model, not a curated record. Bases 1 to 1335 code for a protein of 444 amino acids. Lineage: Eukaryota; Viridiplantae; Streptophyta; Magnoliopsida; Fabales; Fabaceae. The transcript is spliced from 2 exons.